Messenger RNA from Lodderomyces beijingensis, 1425 nucleotides. NCBI's taxonomy places the organism in Eukaryota, Fungi, Ascomycota, Pichiomycetes, Serinales, Debaryomycetaceae. The record is from the annotation of a GenBank genome assembly.
AUGUUGUCUACUUAUAUUAACCCAGUGCUACAAUCGAUCAGUGCUUUAUUUUCGUCACUCUACUUGGGGCUAAUCAUCCUCACCAUCCCCCUUGCAUUUGAUGUUGGCGGAGUCAACUGCGGUCUAGCGUUCUCGUUGACGGCGCUUGUUAUUUAUUUCAUCUUGACCACGGUGAGAUUGUCAUUUAGGAGGACCAAGUACUUCAAAUGGGUCUCCACCAUCUACUAUAGCCAGCAUUUUUUCAUCCCGAGCUUGUUGACUUAUUUCCUAAGCUACCAUCGCCAGAACCAAACAUCGGACCCUGCGUGGAGCAUAGUUUCCGUGUGGAAGCUUUUGUUGAUCAAUGCCACCCCCGUGUUCACCAUCUUGGAAGGGUUCUGCUCGUUGUUGUUGAUUCAGGCCAUCGGACAAACUGUCAAUUGGUUGACUAGGUACAAGUCCGACUCGUGGUUAAUCAUCUCGUUGGUCAGCAGCGCCCUUGUCGACACGGCAGCAUUCUACUUUUUGUACAGAAUCUACGUGUUUCCCUUCACGAUUGAUAUCCUCAGCGCAUCGUUGUUGGGCUCCUUGCUUACGUUGACGAUUGGAUUGGGCUUGUUUGGUAUCGUUAGCGGUAAAGGCUCCAUGAUUGAGUCCCUGUUGCUUUUCGCGUACAUUGUCCGGUGCAUCUAUGAGACUUUCCCCAUAUUGUCGGAAGAUGCCUCGCAGGCCUUGGCUGACCUCUUGACGCUGGCAACACAAAAUGUCAGAAAGGAGAUCCCCAAAUUCGCCCCUUCGAUAUUGAACCCCAUCUCCGAGGUGGUGCCCUUUUUGGCGUCAACGUUGCCGUCCUCAUUCAAGGGUGUCUGGGAGUUUCUUGUGAUGGCAAUACAGAACUUGACGUUGGCGCUCUUGUUGAACCUCGCUUAUCGCAUCGGGGUGUUUUACGCAGCAACAAAGAUCAUCCCUUCCUUGUACCAAUCGGUGUCGUACCCCAGUGUCACGCCGCCAAAGACACCGCAACCGCGAUCUCGACAAACGUCGAGCUCCUCGCUUCAUCAAAUGCUUGGCGAGGCCAACGACUCCAGUGUCAAUGACAGGAAACACGUUGCGCACAAGAGAAAACCAUUCCAUCUCAAACCACCACACCACCAACCGCCAUCCGCGAUAAUACGGCUCAUCUACGCUUACUCGCCCUGUUUAAUCAUCGCGGUCUACACCCACUUGAUGUUGUCGUACUCGGGCGAAUUGGGCACUGAGCUACAAUUAUGGCCGUUGUGGGGUAGCCCCUCCGCCUCGUCGACAUCAGUCAUUGUCCAUCCGUGGAAGUUCUGGAACUGGGUCAACAUGGGCACCACCUUGAUUCUCUACGUUGCUGAGCUCCUGAACAACGAAAGCUCGUCUGGUGGUGGAAACAGUCUCACGAGCCAUUGGAAAAUAGAGUGA